AUGGCAUCGUCUUUGGAGGAUCUUCUAGCAGAAGAUGGGUUUAAAGGAAGAAAAUCAUUGACCAGGUCGAGGACAUCCUACCAUUCUGGUUCAACUAUACGUCAUUUUCCUAAUUCAGAAGAACACAGGAAACAUUCCAUGUCAGGAGAUAGAAUAAGACCAGAGAAAACAAGGUCUGAUGUGUCUCAGUAUGGUGUGAGAAAUAAUCUGCCAACAGGUGAUGAUAUUAGAGGUAGGAGACCAAGAGAAGAUCUUCUUGUAAGAGACAAAAUAGGAGGAGGAUCAAAGAAAGAGAUUAGGGAUGGACUUGGAGGAAAAGGUCCUACCAGCCGCAGUGUGUGGGAAGCUAGAAGUUUAAAUAGCAUUUUUCCCCAGAAUCAGGCAGCAAAUGAGAUAGUUGAGGUUGAUGAUGAAGACUUUGAGAGAUACAAGGACAUAUAUUCAAAUGAACUGUAUAGCUCAGAAAGAAGGAAGGAUAAGUAUUCUGAUGGAAGUAUGGAAAACGAAGGAUUUGAAGAGAGGUCAAAGAAGGAGACAGAGGUGGAUAGGAGACAUAGCCACAGUUCAAGUUCAAACAAACAUGUGGCUGGACGUACAAGUUUUAGUGAGAAUAAUCGGCAAAGCAGGAAACAGCCUGAGACCUCUCAUGACAGAUCAAGGAGAGAUUCAUCAUAUAGCAAAAAUUCUGAAGAUGCUCGUGGUCAAAAGCGUGACAAAGUCUUACAGGCAGUUUCUGAACCCGCUCUCGAUGAAAUUGCUAUCAAAGCCAUGGUCUCCAUCCUAAGUGGAUAUAUUAAACGUUUUCUCAAAGAUGACAACUUCCGGAGUGCACUAAGAGACGACCGUAUAGCCUCCCUAAACUUUAUUCAUCAGGAAGAAGGGCAUUCUGAGAGCAGAAUCAUAGCCAGCCUUGAGCAGGCAAUUGAAACAGUGGAAAAGGCUGCAGAGGAAUCUGCAAGUGAAAAGGAUUUAAAAAGAGCUUCUUUGCAGCUUAGUGUUAUUACAGGUUUGAACUCAGCUGAUUUGAAGGAUGGAUUUACAUCUGGGGUUCCUAACUAUAAAUUGUCAGCUUGUGCUCAUCUCUACCUCAGUGUGGUGUAUAAGCUACAGAAGAAAGACAGGGUAUCAGCUAAGCAUCUUUUGCAAGUGUUUUGUGAUACACCCUUUCACGCAAGAACGACAUUGUUGCCUGAAUUAUGGGACCACCUGUUUCUUCCGCAUCUUUCACAUUUAAAGGUUUGGUAUGAUCAAGAAGCUGAUUCUCUAGCAGAUAGACAAAACAAGCCAAGGAAACUGAAGCUUUUAGGAAAAGCAUACAAUGAAAUUUUAGAUUCUGGUACUUACCAAUUUGCAGUUUACUACAAGGACUGGCUUACAGAAGGAGCUGAAUCUCAGGCCCCUAGUCCAGGUGGUCCCCAGUCAAUGGUCAGCAAAAGACUGUACGAUUCUGUUUUUGGUCGUUCAAGUAAACCUGAAUCUGAUGAGGUUGAAGAUGAUGGAGAUAUAGAAAACUUUGAUAGUUGUAUGAGAAGUUCUGAUGGUUCAUCUGAUGCUAAACAAACAAGUCAGCACUCUUAUGAAACAGUUCAAUAUAGGUACCAAGAUGUUGAAGAAGAAUCCACUAAGAGUGCACCAGAAGAUGGAUUUCUUUCCGAAAAUGGACUCCUAAUGACAGAAGAACAAAAGUGGGGUUAUCUUGGAGUGAGUGAUCUACCAGAAAGUGACCUAAAUCAUCACUUUGAUAACAUAUGUGGAGAAAAUACAGAAAGCACCCAGAUGCUGCAUGCAUCAGCAUGUGCAAAAGAGAAUAAGCUUACCCUCAAAACCCGUGAAAAAUCCAAUUAUGAACAGCAACGAGCGGAGGCUUCUACUGUUUCAAAUUGCAGUGAAGCAUCAAUUGCCAGCUCUAUUCCAAUCAAAGAAAGGUCUUCUUUCGAAGAGUUACAUGGAAAUUACUUUGAAGAAGGAAUCAUUUUCUGGAGCAUUCCCCAGGACUUCAUUUGCCCUCUAACUGGAAGGUUGUUUGAAGAUCCAGUGACUCUAGAGACUGGUCAAACCUUUGAGCGGUUAGCCAUCAAGGCAUGGUUUGAUAAAGGAAACAGUACAUGUCCUGUGACAGGAAAAUCAUUGGAAUGUCUAGCAGUGCCUCUUCACAACUUCAUCUUAAAGCGUGUGAUUCAUAGUUGGAAAUCUGAACAUUGUAGGAAACUCUUGGCUUUUGCCUCUCAAGUAGUGGGAACCUCAGGGAGAGAUGGAUCCAAACACUAUGAGGAGAGAGCUAUCUUCAUGCUAGAGCAGCUUCUCACUUGUUUCAGCAAAGAGGAAAGGACAGAAAAUGCCAAGCACCUUAUGUCUCUUGGAGGCUUGCAGUUUCUUCUUCAAUGGUUUGAAUUAGGAAAGGUGAAAGAGAAAUCUCGUGCUGCAGCGCUGUUGUCCUGUUGUAUAGAAGCAGAUGCAGAUUGUAGGAAUAUAAUAGCAAGAGACAUUAACAAACAGUAUGUUAUGGAACUACUUCAGAGCAAGCAGAUUAAGAUAAGAACAAAUGCAGUGUUGUUGUUGACAGAACUGAUUUGCCUGAAGAGGAAGAAAGAUGUCACAACAUUUCUCAGUGGCUUGCAGAAUGAAGGGAUUAGUUCUCCAGCCAAUCACAGACCCUUGGUUGCAGUACUUUUGUUACACGUAGAUCUUCUGGUAGAAGUAGAACCUCAGAAGUAUGGCAUGCAUAGAGAGGAAGCUGUUGAUGCAAUUACAGAGGCUCUUGAUUGCAGCUUAACUGAUGCAAAUGUCCGAGAGAAUUGUUGCAAAGCACUUCUUAUCUUGAGAAGGUACUUCUCUUUCUCAGGGAAAUCGUUGUCGCGAAGUUGGAUCUUAAAGCCAGCAGAUUUUAGUGGCAGUUGUGAAGUGAAUUCAAUUGACAACGAAGAUGGUUCACUGGCUCAUGGCACAUCUCCAUCGGAUGAUGAAGACAAUUCCAUUGAAGAUUGGUUGAGGAACUUGACAGUUACACUGCUUGCUCACAGCCUUCUCAUCUCUCAUUUUUCCACUAAAAGAGAGGCUGAAGAAUGGCGAGCAGGUUGA
This is a messenger RNA of Prunus mume (Japanese apricot), 3078 nucleotides long. Lineage: Eukaryota; Viridiplantae; Streptophyta; Magnoliopsida; Rosales; Rosaceae. The record is from RefSeq and is a predicted model, not a curated record.